Molecule: messenger RNA, 1563 nt
Organism: Aureobasidium namibiae CBS 147.97
Lineage: Eukaryota; Fungi; Ascomycota; Dothideomycetes; Dothideales; Saccotheciaceae
Exons: 2
Molecular function (GO): protein binding
Source: RefSeq, a predicted model, not a curated record
AGGAAAGAGUUGCAAUACCUACCGGAUCCGCUCAAGCUCGCCGACCAUGUUCGUGGCGUGCUCAAGAAGGGCGACGUCGAAAAGGCUCUUGGCCUCACUCGCAUCGCCAGUAAGGACAUGGAGUGCAUCGUCAGUUGGAACCACAUCAUCGGCCAUUUGCUGGCCGAAAAACAGGUCAAUGCCGCUCUGAAGAUAUACAACGAGAUGAAAAAGCGCGCACAAUUUCCCGACUCGCAUACCUAUGUUAUCCUUCUCCGUGGCUUGUCUGAGCCCCCAAUCGCUGCAGACACUCUCGGCAAAGCCCUCGCCAUCUACCAUUCCCUGGGCGCUGAAAAUUCUAGAGUAAAGCCGACCACUAUACACACCAAUGCAGCGCUUCGAGUGUGUGCACGAGCAAAUGACAUGGACUCUCUAUGGGGUAUAGCCUCAAAAAUCCCCGAGAAAGGAUCCGGUGCUGCAGAUGCUUAUACAUAUACUACAAUCCUGAAUGCCAUCAGAGAGCAUGCACUGCUGGAAGGCGGCAACAGGGCAGAUGACAGUGAGGUUACUGCGUUGAGGACGACAGCCAUCGAGCAGGGCCGAAGAAUCUGGGGAGACAUUGUCGGAAGAUGGCGGUCAGGAGAUCUUGCUGUCAACGAAGAGAUGGUUGCUGCCAUGGGCCGCCUUCUGCUGAUUGGCCUGCAGCCAAGAUACUGGGACGAUGUCUUUUCUCUGAUCGAGCAGACCAUGGGCGUCCCUCGCUUGACUCCUACAUUGGGUAGCAAGAUGAGAAAGGGUCAGCAUCUGCCUAUUCAUGUACCUUCCCACGAUCUGCCCGUGAAGAAAGACAUCACGAACGUCAUUGAAGGCGAGGAACCUGAAAGUGCAUUUGACCAAGCACUCCUACUCGACAAUCGAGGUAAAAGAUCGGUCACCGUCGUCAAGCCAGGAAAUAACUCUCUUUCACUCCUCCUCGAAGCUUGCAACUUGACUUACGCUUUCCGAGAGUCAUACGAAUAUUGGGAUCUGCUCACCAACCAAUCUACCUACGCGCUCAAGCCCGACAUGGACAACAUCCACACCUUUAUGCGUGUUCUGAGAAGAUCCCGCGCGUCUGGUCGUGCUCUAGAGCUGGUGAGAGACACGAUUCCGAAAUACGGCUGGACACCCCACCGCAAGACUUUCCGUAUCGCCAUGAGUACUUGCAAUCGCGACAAGAAGAAUCAUAACGUGAUGGCUCAUGCUAACAAACUCGUGGACUUGAGCGAACACUAUCAGGUGGGGCCUGAUCCCAAGACGCUGCUUCAAUACAUCGAAUUGGCCAUCUCCACUCAAGACGGCCAAGUUAUUGCCCAGGCGAUCAACCGGCUGUCGGACGCUGUUACCAAUUUGAAAUCUAUGAUAUCCUUUGGCAAGUUGAGUUCAGGCAAGACGCAGGCUAUGGAGAAGGAGGACGUUACGGCCUUGCUGAGGACGAUCAUUAGUGGUAUUGAUCAGUUGCUGCUCAAGCAGAUGGUUCCUGAGGACCAGAUACAGAGCUGGACUCAGAGACGAGCGACAUUGAAUGCGUUCAUCACAAGGCUC